Actinia tenebrosa (Australian red waratah sea anemone) is the source of this 2451-nucleotide messenger RNA. Its product is annotated as SIN3-HDAC complex-associated factor. The record is from RefSeq and is a predicted model, not a curated record. Lineage: Eukaryota; Metazoa; Cnidaria; Anthozoa; Actiniaria; Actiniidae. Gene Ontology annotation, biological process: negative regulation of cell migration. Gene Ontology annotation, cellular component: Sin3-type complex.
UUUAUUUCUUAAUUUGUCAUUUAUCCCAUUCUGCACUGAUAAACCCACGAAAAAAGAGAAAACCAAUGUCAAGAAGAACGCUGGUCAGUGGGCCAGUUGCAGUUUCAUCGCCCGUUUAUUUUAUCCCAUUCUUCCAGUUACAUUUGAAGAGCCAUUUGAAGGGUUCCCCACGCGCAUGCUCAAUAGCGCGCACCGGACUGGAGCACAACAAAGACCCCUCUUUAGUUGUCUUUUUUCGAGGGCUUUUAACAGAUCAAAAAAAGAAGUCAAACAGCUCGAAGUCAAUGAAGAAUCCCUUAUAAAACCAUCAAGCUAUAAUAACAGCUAAUUGAAGUAUUAGGAUCGGUCAUGUUUGGUUCGCAUCGACCAAAAGUUUUCCGAUCACGGCUUGGUUGUUGUAUCUGCGGUGCUAAAUCUUCAAGCUCGCGUUUCACGUCUUCAACAAAAUACGAAGAACAUUUUGAAGGCUGCUUUAUUCUCGACGAAAAACGCCAAGGAGAGAUCUGCAAUGCUUGUGUGUUGCUUGUUAAAAGAUGGAGUAGGCUUCCUGAAGGAAGUACGAAAAACUGGAAGCAUGUUGUCAACAGUAAAGCCACCAUAAAGAGGAAUACAAGGCCUAGAAGAGCAUCUAAGUCGAAAUAUUCCAUAGAAAAUGGAGAAAGUAAAGCAAUAGAAGAGCUAGAUUCAACAAGUGUCAAGAAGAAUGGCUCGACAGACCCAAUGGAAACCAAUGAUGUGGAAGAUCAAGAAUCAGAAUGUAUUUCUCACAGUCCCUCACCUAGUGACAUCUCCGAAGAGAGCUCAUCCGGUUCACUGACUCCCCCUGAAGCAACAACCAAGUCCACCACAUCUGCUGCAUGCCAAACUUCAUUUCUGUUCCCAUCUUUAAAAUCAUCAGCCUUUAACAAGCUCCCGUACAUCGACCUAUCCAUGUGGCGACAAGAAGAGAUCUGUUGUGGGAUGAUUUUCCGUGGUCCUUGCGGUGAAGUUUUGGUAGAUCCCAAACUUUUGAAUCCAUUGUGUACUUGUUCGACAAGUCAGAACAAGAAGAUAGAGUAUGGAGCAACGAAGGGUGUGUGCAAAGUUCCUAGUAUAUAACUUUGGUGAAGCCAAGAAUCCAUAAAAAAUUCAACUAUUAUAAAAAGGACUUUUGCAUAUCUUUUUACAGAACAAGGACUGGUUUUUUUAAAGCUUAUUUUUCUCCAUGAGAAAGAACUACCUUUAAAACAUCUCAAAUAUUAUUUCAGAGAGUGAACACCAAAUCUUUUUUCGUUUUUGUUCUUGGUUUUUGUCAGAAGAAACACUUUAUAUUUUUAUCUAUUUAUCCAAAAAAUACUACGACCUAGAGAAAAUUUUUUAGGUUAUUAUAUACUAUAUCUCUAAAGUACCUUUUCCAAUCUAAUGCUGCUUUUUAUUGCUAAGCGCUGAUUGAGACAAACGUCAUGACAGGUUGACGGGCAAUAGACUAUWGUCAAUCAAAUAAAUCGCUGGUGCACAAAAAGGGAACCAUACUUUAAUGGUUUAUCUUAUUGACUGUAGUCUAUUGCCUGUUGAUAAUUCAUGACAUUUGUCUUGAUCAGUGGCAAUAAAAACAGUAGUAAAUUUGUGUCUUAUGCAUCAUUAUCAUAUGAUGUACACCCCACUUGCAGUACCAAUACAGGUCAAUUUGGAGGACACUUGGAAUGCAGCUCAAUUUGGAGGACAUAACAAUAGGUUUCCAAUUCUCGGGAAAUUCUUUUGUUUUGUAAUCCAAAUUGAGCAUCUUUGACGUCAAAUGCAAGGGGUCUAUAUGAUGUUACCAAGAAUUAGUGGGCGAGGGGGAGCAGAAAAUACCAAGGGAGAGAGGUGAAGGAAAUUUGUCACUUUCUCCAUUCCCUUGAAUGCAAAUCUACCCCCCCUCCCCUCCUAGUGCUUACUCAUUAAUCUCUCAGUGAUGUCCACAUCUUACCUAGCCAUGAUCUGUGACCUGGAGCUUAAUGUUGGUACAUACAUGUGUGUGAAUCGUCCUCAUUACCUUGACCAUAAUUUUUUCCCAUUUCAGACCAUGCAUCAUUAUCUUGAGCAUAAGAUUCUUUGUCAAGGUAUUUCUAUAUACAUGCCUUUUCAUUUGCAACCGUUAAACAAAGAAAUGAUACUCUAGGGAAUGAUACGUGGUAUGAAAUGGGAAAACAUUACACCCAAAGUAAAGAGGUUUAUUAUGAACACAGUGUUCCAUACCACAGCACUUUAAAUAAUUGCUAUACCCUUGAACAUAGCAUAUAUACCCUUAGCUAGUUUAUAUACGAUUAACAUUAUAUAUGAAUAGAUUUAUCAUGUAAUAUAUCGUGAAAAGUAUAUUAGCUGUCAUACAUUUUUCUAAUUUUUUGAUUAAGAAAUAGGUUUUUCAAGAGCUUUUAGGAUGAUAUCUUUUAAAUCAACUUUUUAUACUAUACAUGUACAUGAAGUUUUCUA